AUGAGAAGAGUAUUGAAAAAUCUGAUACGAAGUGUACAAGUAGUGCUUGUCUGUUUUUACUUGUUGAAUAUAGUGACAACCAUACCGAUUUCUUUUAAGAUUGGAGGAUUGUACUGUGGUUUAACUUUUACCGUUACUUUAUUUUAUUUGUAUUUUACUUCAACGACAUUAAAUAUCAUUGCAAGACGAUGGGGCAGUAAACCUGCGAUAAUUAUAACUUCAUCUUUCUUUUACUUCCAAAACUUUAUUAUUCCAUCUCUAUUGCAUUUAUUUUUGAAUGGUUUUGCUAACGAAGAUUUAAUAAAAUCAAUACGAAGUGGUAUUCAGCCAAAGGAAACUUUCUUAGACUUAUUGAGAGGCGACAUCCCUGUAUCUGUUAAAAACUGGUUACUUUUCUAUUACUAUUAUAGUUAUACAGUUAAACCAUGGCAGGUAAUUCUAUCAUACUCAACUCCUGUUUUCACGCUAUUAGAAGGUUUUUUUACUAUUUUAGGUAUCCAGACUAUAGGAGAGAUGAAUACUUGGCUGAAACACGAAAGAAAUUCAAAUAUUUGGAUUAUUUCUUCUCUAUUAACUUCUGGUGGUUUGAUAACUGGCUCUCUUUACUAUUUAUACAGAAUUUAUGCAACUCCAAUUUGGAAUCUUUCAGUAGGUGCUGCAACUUUGCUGGGAUUUACGCUUUCUUUAGUCGGUAGUUUGGGUAUUUACGGUAUUGUAAGCCAUAAUGGUUCUGUCAUUGAAAGUUCUUUAUUCUUUGCUUACAUUGUCCGUUGUAUUUAUGAAAUUGCACCUGAAUUGGCUACAACCGCCACAGAAGAAUUUCUGGAAGGUAUUAAAGAGGUAUGGCAAAGUCAUCAUGCCAAUUUGAAUGUAGCAGAUGGUUUCAUUUCAUAUUUUUAUGAUUCUUUCCAUAUGCAAGCUCAUAAAUUUUGGACUCUUUUCACUUCAAGAACUCCAUACUAUGGGUAUUUACAUAAUUACUGUAUGGAUUAUCCAUCAUUAGUAAUGAUCAGGAGUAAUUUUUAUCCUAUAUGGGAAACCUUAAAAACAUUGACCUUCAGCGUACCUACUUCAAUUAGUGAAUUAUUUCAUUUGACGGUAAGAAUGGCUAUCGAUUCUGUAUCGCCAGCAAUAAUAAUAAAUUUAUGUUUUAGGUUAAUGAUUUUCUAUUCAGCAACUAGAAUUAUUCCUGCUAUUCAAAAGAGAACAAGAUCAGAAACAAGGAAAAUACGAGGCAUUAUGAAAGCUUUAUAUUGGUAUAGUCCUUGCAUUUUGAUUGCUAUGUAUACACAUUUAAUUUUGCAAUAUUCUGGUGAGUUGAAAAAAGAUUUAUGCUUAUGGGGAUGCGAUUCAACUUGGUUUGGUGAAGAUCAAGAACGUAUUAAUGUUGAUGCAUGGAGUUUUUGGAAUUGGUGUAAUAUAUUUUGGACUAUAAUAAUAUAUGGUAGUGAAUUAAUAGGAGGCAAGAAAUAG
Molecule: messenger RNA, 1473 nt
Organism: Vanderwaltozyma polyspora DSM 70294
Lineage: Eukaryota; Fungi; Ascomycota; Saccharomycetes; Saccharomycetales; Saccharomycetaceae
Gene: ICE2
Product: Ice2p
Exons: 1
Coding region: 1-1473 (490 amino acids)
Biological process (GO): septin ring assembly; endoplasmic reticulum inheritance
Cellular component (GO): endoplasmic reticulum membrane; perinuclear endoplasmic reticulum; cortical endoplasmic reticulum
Source: RefSeq, a predicted model, not a curated record